Molecule: messenger RNA, 914 nt
Organism: Hydra vulgaris (swiftwater hydra)
Lineage: Eukaryota; Metazoa; Cnidaria; Hydrozoa; Anthoathecata; Hydridae
Product: cyclin-dependent kinases regulatory subunit
Biological process (GO): regulation of mitotic cell cycle
Cellular component (GO): SCF ubiquitin ligase complex; cyclin-dependent protein kinase holoenzyme complex
Molecular function (GO): histone binding; ubiquitin binding; cyclin-dependent protein serine/threonine kinase activator activity
Source: RefSeq, a predicted model, not a curated record
CAGUCAAAUAGAUUAUGAUCAGUCAGCAAUAAUUUAAAUUAAAUUUAAAAUCAGAGCAAUUUUAUUUUGCCUUGAAUUUCAUUAAAUAUUAAAACUUUAAAAACAAUAUGACGACUCAUAAUAACAUAUAUUAUUCUGAUAGAUACGCAGAUGAUGAAAAUGAGUACAGACAUGUCAUCAUUCCUAAAGAACUUGCAAAAAAAAUUCCAAAAGAUCGUUAUUUGACUGAAGAAGAAUGGCGUUCACUUGGCAUUCAGCAGUCUCAAGGUUGGAUUCACUACAUGCAUCAUAAACCAGAACCUCAUAUUUUAAUGUUUAAGCGCCCUAAAUGUCAAUAAGUGUAAAUAUAUACUUACAAUGGUUUUGAUAUUCAUGAAAGUUUUGUGUUGUUUGACAACCGCAUUUCACUUCUGUUAAAGAUUAAAUUCAGUGUGACUGACAAUGUUAUGUUUGAUAUUUAAAAGAGGAAAGGAAAUGUUUUUUUAUCGUGGGUUUUUAAACAUUUACAGUUUUUAUUAUUGCGAUUUUUUCAUUUAUACAUUUUCAUAGAAAAAGAAUAGAUACAAUAUAAUUUUAGCUUUGGUUUUUGCACCUUAAAAGCUUAAUUUGAUUCUUGUAAAUUUUUCGUCUAUAAAAUUUAAUUGCAAAAAUAUUUCUUAGUUUGUUUUUAAACUCAAAUUCUUUGAUCUUAAGGUAUUUAACAGUUGGUUUGACCUUUUUAUAUGAAAGAAUGUUUUGAUACAAAGGUUUAUGCUUUUAUAUCAAACUCACAUUUUAAUAAUUCAUGUAAUGUAUAUACUAUGUGUUGCUUUUCAAUACUUUUAGUAAAUGCUAUGUUAUAAUAGACUUAUUAUAAUAUUUAGUGUAUUUGUGAUAUUGUAAGUCUUUUUACAAUGAUAGAGUUUCAAGCAGUA